AUGACUGAAAAGCAAUCAAGUUCAACAAAUCCAAAUAAAAAUGGAUUUGAAGAUUUUAUAAAUAAGUUACAAAAAUCCACUGGAGUUAGUGAUAUACAUCAAAUCUUGUGUAAAUUAAUAGUUGGAUUUGUUUCUAUGUUAUCAUGUUAUAUAAAUGAUCAAAUAAAUGUCAGUUCUAGUCUAUACGGAAGAGGAUUCAGAAUACCACCUAAUAACCUCUCUAUUUACAUUUCAAAGUUGCAUAGUUAUAGAAGUCUUUUAAUGAUGGUUGCUUGUUUUUUAUAUUAUAUUAUUAAUCUUAUGAUUAUUGAUUUUUGUCCAAAAAAUUUUGUUAAUAUUGUUCGAAAUUCGUUCAGUUUGUUCUUUAUUUAUUUACUAAUUAUAUCUAGGUUCAUGUUGUUUUUCUUCAGUUUCUUCACUCCCAGUAUAUCAUUAAGGAUAUAUUAUAUUUUAAUCAUAGAAGGAGCGUUUUCUGGGUUUUUACAAAUGUCUGUAAUUUUACUUGUUCCUCAAUAUUCCUCAAUAAUGGUAAUAUCCAAAGAUAUAAUAGCUCUAUUGUUAUUUUUAAUACAACUCUUUUAUGAUUUUAUUCUAUCACAUAAACCUUUAAUAAUGAUCAGAAUACAGUUCUUUGUCUCUGUUUUACUAAAUAUUAUUGGUUUUGGUUUAUGGGCAUUUUAUCUGUUUUAUUAUAAUAAAAACGAACCCGAAUCACAUACAAAAAAAAAUUUUGAUUUUGAUUCAUUAAAUAAUAUCAAUAAAACAAUUAAAAAUUUAGAAAAAGGCGUUGAUAUUACGAACAAUUUUGUAUGCAAAAUUUCAAAGUUAUUGAAUGGUACAAACAUAUCAGAAUUAAAUAUGAAUAAUAUAACAAAUGAAUUAAAUCAAAAAAUUGAAAAUGUAGCUUCCCUUGAUUCUACAUUUAGAAAAUUAGAAUAUUAUAUUAAGGGAGAAAAUUGUAUAAAAGAAUUUAUUGAAAAAUUAAAAGAAGUUAAAAUCUACAAUAACGAUCUAAUUGACAUAUUAAUUCAGGUGGCAAAUCAACUUGAUAAAAACGCUGACAUUGAUAAAGUUUUAAGCUCAUUUUUCGAAAAAUUUAACGGGAAAAUCACUGCAAAUAACUUUAUAUUUGAUAUAUUUGAGGAAAUUAGAAAAGAGAAAAAGAUUGAUUUGGAAAUAUGUAAAUUAUUUGAUGAGUCUAAAAAGGAGUUUAAAAACCAAGAUGAUAAAGCAAUAUUAAAAAACCUUUUAAAAGAAUUAAAAUCAAAAAAUGUUUCUAAAAAAUCUUCAUUACAAUUAUUAAUUUACCUAAAACAAAUAUUCUACAAAAAAAUAAUGUCGAGAUAUAAACAUUAUAAUAACAUUGAUGAAAUUUUAUCAUUGAUAAAUUCUUUUCUUAUUAUAUAUACUGAGUUUAUCGACAAAAACUUACACAUUUAUGUUUAUACCAGUGUAAGAGCUAUAAUAAAAAGUUUGCAAAAUAUUGGAUCGUCAAGUAAGUAUAAUAAGUUUCGAGAUAAAAUCAAAACAUUAAUGGAUAAAUUAGAUCCGGAAGAUACAAAUGUAAAUAAUAACGAAGUCACAAUUUACACUAAUUUCAACAAGCUAUCUGAAUUAUUCAGUAAAAUUGAUAUCUUAAGAACAAAUAUUAAUGAUUUGGAAUCUACUCAAAUAAUAAAUGAUAACAAAAUGUGUAUAGAUGAAUAUAUAAAUCUAUUAAAAAGUGUAGAUGCGGUGUAUUUAUAUAGCCAUAAAAUUGAUUUGAGUAAAAUUAUGAAUGAAAUUAAGGAAUUAUAUUCCAAAUACGAAAAAACUGAAAAUAGUUCUAAUGAAACUUUAGAAUCAAUUAAAUUAAAAUUACCUGGAUUAUUAGAUAAUUUGAAUAAAAUAAAGGAAUAUAAUGAUAAUAUACAAAGUGGAUUCAAAGAUUUAAAAUCAAGUUAUUCGAAUUUUAAAGAAACGGAAGAACAACUCAGAAACAUAUUAUUUGUUAGUUUUAGGAAAGCACUUUGUCCAUUUUUAAUGAUUGUUCCAACCUGUUUUUUUAAAGAUUUUUUGUAUCCUUCAAUUCUACCAUUUGCAUUAUUAUUGAGGUCUGAGUCACAUUAUAUAAACAUUGUUACUAAUAUUUUUCACAUCGUAUUUUGUUUAGCAAUAUUCUUCAUAUAUUUAUACUCAUUUAACAUUAUGGAUUACGUAUGGGAUUAUUUUGAUUAUUUAUGGUUAAUUUCAAUUAUUCCAUCUACUAUAUUAAUAAUUACUCUAUUAGCAAUACAUACAAAAAUAGGGGUUUUCCAUCGAAUCACUCUUUCAUUACGGAAAGUUUUUGUAUUAUCUUUGUUUUAUGUCUUAUGUUUUACGGUUAUGGAAUCAAUUAGUUAUGUCUGUGUUGCAGAUUAUGUUUACAAAAAGUCCGGAGAUCCUACUCAUAAUCUAAAAUAUUUGCUUUUUCAUCAUUUAUUAGCCUUGUUUUGCAGUUAUAUUUUUUCAAAGUUAUCUGUUGGAUAUAAUCAUACAAGAAUUGAGCUCGGUCACGUUGCACCUUAUUAUCAAACGGAAUUGGAUCUAACUAAUUUGCAAGUAUUCUGGUUCUUAAUAAGGGGCACUUUCAAAUCCACAUUUAGGGAUAUUUUAUUUUUUGCAAGAACGGACAUUAGAGAAUAUCUUUAA
Theileria annulata is the source of this 2670-nucleotide messenger RNA. RefSeq lists its product as uncharacterized. Lineage: Eukaryota; Apicomplexa; Aconoidasida; Piroplasmida; Theileriidae. Bases 1 to 2670 code for a protein of 889 amino acids. The transcript has a single exon. The record is from RefSeq and is a predicted model, not a curated record.